Messenger RNA from Macadamia integrifolia, 2922 nucleotides. RefSeq names its product RNA polymerase I termination factor-like. The transcript is spliced from 10 exons. Lineage: Eukaryota; Viridiplantae; Streptophyta; Magnoliopsida; Proteales; Proteaceae. The coding region runs from base 470 to 2551 and encodes 693 amino acids. The record is from RefSeq and is a predicted model, not a curated record.
CGGAUUAAGUUGUCUCCUCCUGAGCCGAUUCUGCAAUUUAAGAACUUCGAGAUUGGAAUAGUCACCGGGAACGGAAGGGGCGGCAACGGCUGUGGGCACGGUACUGCGACACUGCGGAGAUCAGACCGAUUGCAACCCUACAUCAAAUUAUCCCUGAAUUCUGGCCCCAUUGUUUGUUCCAAAAAAGCCAAAUCGACUGAUCAGAAUUGAUCUACUAAGAAACAGUGUUCUUGGGAAAUAACGACACUUGCUUUGUAAUAAGCGCAAAGAGGUGGCCCCAUUCUUGGGAACAAUUUGCCGCUGCUCGCUACUCUCACUCCUCAAUAGGUUUAGCAGUUUAGGGUGCAAAUUGCCUCUACGACUCUGUCGCUUUCUUUCUCGUAGAUUCAGAGCCAGUUCAAUAGGCUACAGAUUCGAGAACGAGAAUAACCCAGAAUCAACACUACAGGGAGAUAUCUUUUCAGUUUUCAUGGGUGGGAGGGGGACGGGAGAAGAUGAGGGGGAUAUACUCCAGAAGAGAAAAAUGGGAAAGAGUAGGAGAAACGACAAGAAUGUGAAUGGGUCAGUAGAGAAGACUACCGAUUCUAGAGGGGUAACUGAUAGAAGAGUGGAGGACUUAAACUUGGAAUUUAGGAAGGUUGAGAAGAAAAAGAAGAGCAGUAAGGAAAAGGAGAAGGGCUCCAUUGAUUUAGACAUUAGUAAUCUCGUCAAAGAAGUACCUGUUGGUGACAACGAUCAUGUUGGAGACAAGAAUAAGGAGGGGAAGGAGAAGAAGAAGAAGAAAAAGAAGCGAAAAAUGGAGCCUGAGAAGAACAUAGGGUGUUGGGAGGAUGAUAUUGAGUUGAAGCCUACAAAGAAUAUCAAAAAGUUGAGUGGAAACAAGAUGGAAAAUGAUGGUGAGUGCUGUGAUGAUAUGGCUUAUGAUGUUAAAACUAAGGAGCCUCCAAAUGUAUAUUAUCCUGUAAGUGCAGAGAAAAGUGUGGGUAGUUUGGAGGUUCACAAAAAUGAAGGUGUGUCAAUUAAUGCGACAGACUCAGGACUAAUAAAAAUUGAGAGCAGGAAGAGGAAAAAGGAUAAAAGGAACAAGGAUAAAGAAAAAAUUAGUUCCUCGUUGGUUAAUGAUAGAAAAAUGCAAAAAGAUAAUGCAACUAUCGACUGCAAAAGUGCGGGCAAAGAAAAGAGUUCUGACAGCGCAGAAGUUGAAAGGGGUCAACAGAGGGAGAAGAAGAAGAAGCAGAAGAUAUAUGACAAAAUGGACAAGGAUGAUGGUGGCAUUAAGUCUUUGAAAAUGAAAAGCUCUGAUAAAGUUCUUAUUGAGGAUGAGAGAGGUACUGCAAUUGGUAGAGAAAAUUUGGAAGAUAAGGAAUGUGUCGGAGAAGGUAGGUCAAAGAGUCAAGGUCAUGCAGUUUCACAUACUAAGAAGCAGAAGGUGCGUAAUAAGGAGGCAUUUUCUGUGGAGGUGAAGAAAAAUAAUGACCAGAACAGGAAGAAGAAGGCCAAGUCAGUCAAAGAUGUUUUAGUAGAGAAGGCUGAUAAGGGUGAUCGAAGAAGGAAAAGGACAUCUCAAGGUGGCGAUCAUUCCCCAAAUUCUAAGAUUUUGGAGCCGUCAAAGAGAGUAAGGUUUUCAGGUCAUGUAGAGGUCUUCCCUUCACCUGAUGCCACUGAUUUAGUGGAGGAAGAUCAAAAAAGGGAUUUGGUGCAAGGCAAGCGGUUCUCGAGAGAAGAAGAUGAGAUGAUCAAAACUGCUGUUUCAAACUACAUAGAGGAACAUGGAUUGGGGGAGGAUGGUUUAAACAGGAUUUUGCGCUGCAAAUCCGAACCUGGACUUCAUGGCUGUUGGAAAGAAAUUGCUGCUGCCUUACCUUGGAGAACUCACCAGAGUGUGUAUUAUAGAGGGCAUGUUUUGUUUGAAAGGGAUGAUGCGCAUAAAUGGACUGCAGAGGAAUAUGAACUUGUCCGAAGAGUGCAUGAGAAGCAUGGUUCGAAGUGGAGGAUGGUGGCUGAUGUGCUUGGCAAACAUCGGUUUCAUGUGAAGGAUGCAUGGCGCAGAAUAAAGUUGGCCAACCAGAAAAGGGGGCAUUGGUCCCAGGAGGAGUACCAGACUUUAUUUGAUUUAGUGAACAUGGAUUUGCGCAUGAAAGCCUUUGGGGAAAAGAAAUCCAAGCAUGGGAUGUUGCGAGAUAAUAUUAGUUGGGGAGCAAUUAGUGACAAGUUGUCCACUCGAAUCAAUUCAUCUUGCUGCGAAAAAUGGUAUGGCCAAUUAACAUCACCUAUGGUAGCAGAAGGUUUAUGGCAGGAUUCUGAUGAUUAUCGUCUGCUGAUUGCACUUUAUGACUUGGAUGCUUCUUGCAUUGAAGAUGUCGACUGGGACAAUCUUCUUGACCUCAGGUCCGGAGAUGUUUGUAGGAAGCGUUGGAACCAAAUGGUCAGUCACAUAGGCAAGCAUGGGUGCAACUCGUUCGCAGAACAAGUAGAAGUGCUUUCAAAACGUUAUUGCCCAGAAUUGCUUGAAGUGAGAGAGGCCUACGAUAGCAGACCUGUUACUCCAUGAAGUUGUUCAUUAGUCCUUGGCUGCAGCAAGGUGCUUGGUUUGGAGUUUGGUGUGUAUCAAAACACCAUUAAAACAUACAAAUGAGAUCAUGACUAUGAAAACAGAAAACUUGCAAAUGGUAUAUCACAUCCAUGUGACCCUCCUAAGUGAUGGUAAGGUUGAAUUCUACAGGUUUUUGAUACAGAGAAGAGAAUCCACAUUUUUGGAAGGGAAAAUCUUGUCAGGAGGUGUGAAUGAAUAGCUAGCCAGCCAGUGUAACCACUUAUGUAAUCCAUUGUGAAGUGAAUAUUUCAAAAGAUUUUAAUAGAAUUAGGGGCAAUAAUAUAUUAUGGUUAAGACUUCCAAAUUUAAAAGAGAAGUUCGUUCCAUCC